Messenger RNA from Saccostrea cuccullata (small rock oyster), 908 nucleotides. RefSeq lists its product as uncharacterized. Lineage: Eukaryota; Metazoa; Mollusca; Bivalvia; Ostreida; Ostreidae. Gene Ontology annotation, biological process: lipid transport; lipoprotein metabolic process. The record is from RefSeq and is a predicted model, not a curated record. Bases 60 to 818 code for a protein of 252 amino acids. The transcript is spliced from 2 exons. Gene Ontology annotation, cellular component: extracellular region; membrane. Gene Ontology annotation, molecular function: lipid binding.
AAGUCUGGAAAAGACGAGAGUUGCAGCAUUUAUGGAGUCCUGUUAACCAUCUUGUUAAAAUGAAGUUUAAUUUUGAAAAUUGGAUUCGUUCAAAUACCGCCUUAGAAAUUCUUUGUGCAGUGAUUGUCAGAAAGUUAGAAGGACGGAGAAAGGACACAAAUAUUGCCAGUAUUGUAGGAUCUUCCACCAGUUUGUUAGGAACUAUCCUUAUGGUGUCUGGAAUUCUUGCCUCACCUGUGACGGGAGGAGCAACACUUGCUUUGACAAUUGCUGGAGGAGUUAUUUCUGGGGCUGGAACAAUAACAACAAUCGGAGCCAAAUUGACGGAAUUUUUUCUUAAUAAAAAGCCCAAAAGUAUUGUUCAGCGACAACAGAUGGUACUGCAGGAACAUUCAAAACGCUUUGAAAACAAUGUGAAAGAGUUAGAUAAGUAUUUGAAGAUUCUAGAGGAAAAAAAUGGACAAAAGUUUACUGCUUCCUUAGAUGUAGCUCCUGCAUAUCUACGUACAUUCUGUAGUAUUGGAUCCAUUCCACUUCUGAUACUUAGAGUUUUAGCUAACGCUAUUACAAGCGCGGAGGCAGUAUUUAUCCCUGCAUCAGUUGUUGCUGAUGGCGCAAUUAUAAGUAUUGCUGCCCAUAGUUUAAGGAAAGGUUCCAGAACUGACGAAUCCAAAAAACUUAGAACAGCACAGCUUUUGUUAAAGCUUACAAGAGAUCAAAUGAAUAUCUGGGCAUACGGAAACACUUAUAAAGGAGGAAGCUCUAAUGGUAUCUUAAAGGAGAAGGCAGCAGUUACAUUACAGAAUGAAGUGAACUAAUUCAUAAAACAAUUUUUUUUGCAUAUCAUCUGUUAAAAUAUGGUGUUAUUUCAUUAUUCUUUGCAAAAAAAACUUUCUCUUCAAGAUGAU